UGUUUUCUUUUUUGCUUCACUUCUGUUUCUUCAAUUGGCCAAAAAGGUUUCAAUUUCAAAAGCCGUGCGUUUACAUCAUACUUGCAUGUGAUCUGCAAUUUAUUUAUUAGAAUUCUGCAUUUAUUUAAAUAAGAGAAUUAAAAUGUUGUUGCUUUGCCGAAAUUUCAGAAAUAAUCGAUUUAAAGUUUUGUCCUUAUUGUCCGAGAAUAUCGUACCAUUUAGCGAAGUGCGUGCAAUAUCUAUUUUGCGGCAAACUACACAAACAAAACACGCAGAAAGUAGUACUGAUUCUAGUACGACAAAAAAUCCAUCGCCUAAUAACCUCAGUCACGCUAUGGGCGGACGGAAUCGCGGUGCUAUGAGUGGAGGUGGCAAUCCGGGUCGAUUUAUGAACAAUGACAAUUACCGUGGAAACAAUGACAACUUCCACGGCGGCGGUUUCAUUGACAAUUUUGGAAUGGGCGCCGGCAUGUCCGACUUAAUGAAUAUCGUAUCAGCCGUAGCAAACAAUUUCAAUUUGAAUCCACCACCUCCUCCGCCAAUACGUUUGGGUUGCGGAGAGUUGCGUUCACAUCAUAAUGGAAUAUUAGUUGAGUUAACCGGACGAAUGAUUAAAAAACGUGUAUCACGUUUUGCUGAAUUGCGUGAUCGUAAUGGUGGUGCUACGCAAUUGGUUAUAUUAGAUGAUAAGUAUCCGCGAUUAGCACGCCGUAUGCAAAAUAUGCCUGAAAACUCAGUAUUAACGAUAGUUGGAAUUGUACAACGCCGACCACCAAAUUCAUGGAAUCAAACAAUGCCAACAGGCGAAAUUGAAGUUGAAGUAUGUGAUAUUAUAAAUAUUGGUUUUCCUGUAGGCUUCAAACGUGCUGGUGAUAAACGUUCCUUCAGUACAAUGGCUCAAGAGAAGAGUUGUGGUAUAACAAGUACAGAAUACAAGAUUGCAAAAAAUGAGAAUAUUUUAAAAUAUUUUGAAAAUCGUGAUCUCACUUGUAAUGAUUUGCGUCGCAAUGAUAUUGGCAAAACCGUCACAUUAGUGGGCUGGAUACCCUCUACGAAAAAUAGUAAAUUUAUGCAAUUAAAGGAUGGUUAUGGCCAAACACAAAUAAUAAUUGAAGAUCAAACUCUACAAGAUACUUGUCUAACAGCACCUGAACAAACUGUCGUUCAAGUUGCUGGAAAGGUUCUUGGUAGACCGCGAGCAAAUAUCAAUAUGAAAUAUGACACUGGAGAAGUUGAGGUUUUGGUUGAAUCAAUUAAAGUACUGAAUCCUGACGAUCCAUAUGAUGGCCCAAUUAAAAACAAAGAAAAGGUACAGAAAUUGUCUAUUAAUGAUUUAGAUUUGGACAAUGACGAUUCUAGAAAGAAUGGUAGUUCACACGAAGAAGGUGACUUAAAUAACACCUCUUCAUCUGACAAAACUAAAGUUGCUGAUACCAAUAAAUUCACUGAUCGGACACACAACUGUGGUGAGCUAACAUCUAUAAAUAUUGGCGAAAAAGUUGUAGCUUCUGGUUGGCUCGAAUAUCAACGCAUGGGUAAAUUUCUUAUAUUACGUGAUGGAUAUGGACAAACCCAAGUAUUGCUUACGGAUAAAACUAAAGGCUUAGAAGAAUACACUGAAGGGUUGUCGCUGGAAUCUAUUAUUCGCGUGGAAGGAACAGUAAUACCAAGACCUGCAUCUACAGUAAAUCCUAGAAUGAAGACUGGUGAAAUUGAGAUAGAUGCUGAAAAACUUACAGUACUUAACCAUGCUAAAAAGAACUUGCCUUUUGAAGUGCGAAAAUUUAAUAGAGCCGGAGAACGUUUGCGUUUGACACAUCGUUAUAUAGAUUUAAGAUUUACUGAUAUGCAGAAUAACCUACGUUUGCGUUCUGCGACCAUAAUGAAAAUGCGUGAAUAUUUAAUCAAUUAUUUAGGUUUUGUUGAAGUUGAAACGCCAACACUGUUUCGUCGUACUCCAGGUGGUGCUCAGGAAUUUAUAGUGCCUACGCGUAAACCGAAUCAUUUUUAUUCAUUAGUACAAAGUCCACAGCAAUUCAAACAAAUGUUAAUGGCGGGUGCUGUCGAUAGAUAUUUUCAAGUUGCUCGCUGCUAUCGUGACGAAGCCACGCGUCCAGAUAGACAACCUGAAUUUACACAACUCGAUAUUGAGUUAUCAUUUACAACACGUGAAAGUGUUAUGCAACUUAUAGAAGAAGUUUUAAAAUAUUCGUGGCCCACAGAACACUCAAAAAUUCAAACACCUUUUAAACGAAUAACGUACGCUGAAAGCAUGUCCAAAUAUGGCACAGAUAAGCCGGAUAUACGUUUCGGAUUUCUGCUAAAUAAUGUUAGUGAUAUUAUCGCAAAAAAUCCAGAACUGACUGCGCAGUUUGAUGAUCCUGCUGCGUAUGCGAUAUUCGUACAAGGUUCAGAAGCUUUUUUCAAUGCAGCUGCUCGGAAGCAUUACGAGCAGCUGAGUAAAGAUUUCAAUGGCAAAUUAUUUGUACGCAAGUUUUCUCAAUUCAAAGAUGUCUCAGAGCGCCUGACGAAAGCAUUUUCAGAAGUAGUGGCAAGGGAGCUUAUAGACAAAUUUGUUAUAGAAGAAAACGAUCUCUUGUUUUUGGGCAUCGGAAACAAAAAGGAAGUUCAAUCUGUAAUGGGUCGUAUACGUGUGGAUUACCAUGACUUUCUAUUGGAAAAUGACAAAACUAAAAAAAAUUUUGAACAUAAAUUCCUUUGGGUUACUGACUUUCCGUUAUUUGAAUAUAAUGCAGAAACUCUUGCGUGGGAAAGUGUUCAUCAUCCCUUUACAGCACCUCAUCCGGAUGACAUGGAUAAAUUCAACUCGAAUACAAAUUUAGAAAAUAUACGAUCUUUGGCCUAUGACUUGGUAUUAAAUGGACAAGAAGUUGGUGGUGGCUCCAUACGUAUUCACGAUGUUGAAAUGCAACAAUUUGUUUUAGAACGUGUCCUUAAAAUCCCGCAUGAACAUCUUUCACAUUUAUUAAGCGCAUUAGAAUCUGGUUGUCCGCCACAUGGUGGAAUUGCUUUAGGAUUAGAUCGUUUGAUGGCAAUAAUAUGUCGUGCGCGUUCAAUACGUGAUGUAAUUGCAUUUCCAAAAACAUUAAACGGUCGCGAUGCGCUCUCUAAUGCACCUGUUCCCAUAUCGGAUGAAGAAAAGGCUCUGUACCAUAUCGCUGCUCUAGAGCCAUCAGAGUCAAUUAUUGCACUGGACGAAGAAGAUGAUAUAGAUCAAGUAGUAGAACCAAUUUCAGCUAAAGUACAGAACAAUUUAGAAAAUUUUAAACAAGAAGUGAAUAUGGAAGAACACAGUUCACUUAAAGUAGAGAACAAUUUAGAAAAUGUUAAACAAGAAGUAAAAAUGGACGAAGAUCAACCCGCAUUGCCAGUUACAAAAGUUAAUAUUGCCUCCAAACAAAAUUCCCAAAAUACUUCUGCCUCUAAAUCGACACCUUUAGCUACACGUCGUGGAAGUAGACUUAAGUAGAAUUAAUUUAAGUUUUAAUGUAUUUUAAGUACGCUUCAAACUGUUAGUCAUUUUAAAGUUUUCAAAUUAAAUUUUUGCAUAUUUAAAACGUUUCUUAUUAAAUAUCGUAUAAAUACAUUAAUUUAAAAUGUAGUUAUAUAAGCACUCUAGAAUCAUGUAUACUUUAUAUAAA
Messenger RNA from Teleopsis dalmanni, 3662 nucleotides. It is a transcript of the gene AspRS-m, whose product is annotated as aspartate--tRNA ligase, mitochondrial. Lineage: Eukaryota; Metazoa; Arthropoda; Insecta; Diptera; Diopsidae. Gene Ontology annotation, cellular component: cytoplasm; mitochondrion. The record is from RefSeq and is a predicted model, not a curated record. Gene Ontology annotation, biological process: aspartyl-tRNA aminoacylation. The transcript has 11 exons. Gene Ontology annotation, molecular function: ATP binding; nucleic acid binding; aspartate-tRNA ligase activity. Bases 143 to 3490 code for a protein of 1115 amino acids.